AGUGGUGAUUGUGAACGCAGCCUGGAUUACGCUGCGCGUGUCGCGGGAAAUGAUAAAUCCGUUUGAAAUACUACAAGUACACUAGUGCAACAGAUGAUAGGACUGCAAUGGAAAGGUUCUUGAUUCCGGGACAGAAGAAACGCUCCUGUACCAGUGAUGCUCUCACAAGAAGUCCAAGGAAGAAGAUUAAACUGGAGAAAGAUGAGAGGAUGAAGGAAGAGAAGGAUGAAGUAGAUGAAGAUUCAGCUUUAGCAGAGUUCUCUCAUCCUGUUCCCUGGCAAAAAAUAGAGGCAGAGGGACUAGACUGUGAUUAUGCCUUACUCUUCGCCAAAGAAGAAGCAGACCAACUUUUUAAACAGUUGGAGAAUGAGGUGGUGUACUCAACAGGAGAAGAAGCAAAGGUCCAGGUGUUUGGAAAGGUGUACAGUAUACCAAGAAAGCAGGCGACAUACGGAGAUGCAGGUCUAACCUACACUUAUUCUGGGGUGACACGUUCAGCCUGCCCAUGGACUCCAACCUUGGAAUCCAUUCGAGAUGCUGUCACAAAAACCACAGGACAGACGUUCAACUUUGUCUUGGUCAACAGGUACAAAGAUGGGCAGGAUCACAUGGGUGAGCAUCGUGAUGAUGAAAAGGAGCUAGAUCCCCUCUGUCCCAUCGCUUCUGUCUCUCUGGGAGCAGCACGAGACUUCAUCUUCAGGCACAGAGACGCUCGGGGAAAACAUAGCUGCAGACAGAUUGAACCUGUGAAACUGGAACUCGCUCAUGGGAGCCUGCUCCUCAUGAACCCACCGACCAACACUUUUUGGUACCACAGCCUUCCUGUGCGCAAGAAAGUCCUACUGCCUCGCAUCAACCUCACUUUUAGACGCAUUGUACUGGCCAGCAAGAAAUGAGAGGAAGCCACGGCCAAGCAUGGAUUAUCCACAGGGGUAAAAAGUCCCUGAGCACAUGGACAAGUAUCACAAAUCUAGAAUGUGUUUCUUAAUGUAGCAGCUGGAUCUGAGUGACUAAAUGGCAGAACAGGGUGAAAUAAGUGAGGACCAACAACUCUAGAGAAUGAAUCAGUGGUUUAACAUGACAUAGGCCCAAAGCUCUGACUGACUCAGCUCUUACUUGAUCAGGUUAUGUUCUGUAUGGCAGCUCACGUGAACAAUAAAAUAAACUGUUAUGAACAAUUUGAUCUUCUUGAAUAAAAAUUACAGGCUCUCAA
This is a messenger RNA of Seriola dumerili (greater amberjack), 1213 nucleotides long. RefSeq names its product alkB homolog 2, alpha-ketoglutarate dependent dioxygenase (gene alkbh2). The record is from RefSeq and is a predicted model, not a curated record. The transcript is spliced from 4 exons. NCBI's taxonomy places the organism in Eukaryota, Metazoa, Chordata, Actinopteri, Carangiformes, Carangidae. The coding region runs from base 108 to 896 and encodes 262 amino acids. Gene Ontology annotation, biological process: DNA repair.